Messenger RNA from Arachis ipaensis, 315 nucleotides. Lineage: Eukaryota; Viridiplantae; Streptophyta; Magnoliopsida; Fabales; Fabaceae. The record is from RefSeq and is a predicted model, not a curated record.
AUGAAAGAUCUGGGAAAGCUCAAAUAUUUUCUUGGAGUGGAAGUUGCUCGAUCUCCUACGGGAAUCUUCCUUAACCAACGGAAAUAUGCUUUAGAUAUUAUUAUAGAAACUGGGUUGCUUGGUUCACGACCGUCCUCCAUUCCUCUAGAAGAAAAUCAUCGUCUUGCUUUGGCGAAUGGGCCGCUGCUUCUUGAUCCUGGUCGCUAUCGUCGCUUAAUUAGGAGCCUCAUUUAUUUGUGUUUCACUGGUCCCGAGCUGUCUUACAGUGUGCAUGUUUUGUCCCAGUUCAUGCAGCAGCCCAAAGAAGAGCAUUAG